This is a messenger RNA of Lonchura striata (white-rumped munia), 1183 nucleotides long. It is a transcript of the gene CDK1, whose product is annotated as cyclin dependent kinase 1. Gene Ontology annotation, cellular component: nucleus. Gene Ontology annotation, biological process: G2/M transition of mitotic cell cycle; mitotic G2 DNA damage checkpoint signaling; protein phosphorylation. Gene Ontology annotation, molecular function: ATP binding; cyclin-dependent protein serine/threonine kinase activity. The record is from RefSeq and is a predicted model, not a curated record. Lineage: Eukaryota; Metazoa; Chordata; Aves; Passeriformes; Estrildidae.
GUGCGGCGGCGGCGGGUGCGGCGGCUCCGCAGGGAUAGCCACAACAAUGGAUGAUUACACAAAAAUAGAGAAGAUUGGGGAAGGUACCUAUGGUGUUGUGUAUAAAGGUCGUCACAAAACCACAGGCCAAGUGGUUGCAAUGAAGAAAAUACGUCUAGAAAGUGAGGAGGAAGGUGUUCCAAGUACUGCUAUCCGAGAAAUUUCUUUAUUAAAAGAGCUGAAUCAUCCCAAUAUAGUCUGUCUUCAGGAUGUUCUCAUGCAGGAUUCAAGACUGUACCUCGUCUUUGAAUUCCUUUCCAUGGAUCUCAAGAAAUAUUUGGAUAGUAUUCCAUCUGGCCAGUAUUUGGAGCGUUCCCGAGUUAAGAGCUAUCUGUACCAAAUUUUGCAAGGUAUUGUCUUCUGCCACUCAAGAAGAGUUCUGCACAGAGACUUGAAACCUCAGAACCUCCUGAUAGAUGACAAGGGAGUGAUUAAACUGGCGGAUUUUGGACUGGCUCGAGCCUUUGGAAUUCCAGUGCGGGUCUACACGCAUGAAGUAGUAACACUGUGGUACAGGUCUCCAGAAGUACUGCUGGGAUCUGCUCGUUACUCUACUCCUGUAGAUAUCUGGAGCAUAGGAACCAUAUUUGCUGAGCUGGCAACUAAAAAGCCACUUUUCCAUGGGGAUUCAGAGAUUGACCAGAUCUUCAGAAUCUUCAGAGCUUUAGGGACUCCCAACAACGAGGUAUGGCCUGAGGUGGAAUCCCUGCAAGACUAUAAAAACACAUUCCCAAAAUGGAAACCUGUCAGCCUCGAAACACAUGUCAAAAACUUGGACAAAGAUGGACUUGAUCUGCUGGCUAAAAUGUUAAUUUAUGAUCCUGCAAAAAGGAUUUCUGGAAAAAUGGCCUUGAACCAUCCAUAUUUUGAUGAUUUGGACAAAUCCACUCUUCCUGCUAAUCUGAUAAAGAAAUAGACCUUUGGACUAAAUCAUCCAGAGUGAAAUAAUUGUGAUUACUUUUACUCUUAAGUCUGUCAUUUGUAUGUCUGUCUUUUUGCUCUUAAGAUUUGGCUGUAUUCGGUUUGUUUUUGUUUAAGUGUUAUCUAAUUGUAAAUAUUAACCUGUUAGUGCUGUGUUCAAAUGCAAUGCAAAUAUUGCUGCAAUUAAUGCAGUCAACUUUCUAUAAAUAAAACUUUAACCUCA